Rhinopithecus roxellana (golden snub-nosed monkey) is the source of this 429-nucleotide messenger RNA. Its product is annotated as transcription factor CP2. Gene Ontology annotation, cellular component: nucleus. The transcript is spliced from 2 exons. Gene Ontology annotation, biological process: regulation of transcription by RNA polymerase II. The record is from RefSeq and is a predicted model, not a curated record. Bases 97 to 378 code for a protein of 93 amino acids. Gene Ontology annotation, molecular function: DNA-binding transcription activator activity, RNA polymerase II-specific; RNA polymerase II cis-regulatory region sequence-specific DNA binding. NCBI's taxonomy places the organism in Eukaryota, Metazoa, Chordata, Mammalia, Primates, Cercopithecidae.
UGGAUCUGGAGUCGCAGUUUUCUCUUUGUUUCUUCUUCAUCUCAGUUCGCACCUCAGAAGAAAAGUGGAGAGAAAGGCGUCCCUUUCCGCCUCCAGAUGGACACCUUCAGGCACGGUGACAAGGGGCUGCUGCUGGAUCACCUGCACUGGGCUGGCUGCCUCAUCAAGGUGUUUAAGCCCAAAGGAGUGGAAUGGAAACUGAAAAUGGACUGCAAGAAGAUGGAGAAACAGCCCCUGCAUGAGAGGGACAAGUAUCAGACCACCUGCGAGAGCACUGUCUUCUUGGAGGUGCGUGUGUUGGGACGAGAGCAGGAGGGGAGAGUUGGAGAAAAGAUCCUCAUGGUACAGAUGGGGAAAUGGAGGCCUCCUGGGCUCUGACUGCUGCAAGCCCAUCACAGCCCCCCGGGGACUCCACCACUUCCUGCAAAG